This is a messenger RNA of Cicer arietinum (chickpea), 1242 nucleotides long. RefSeq lists its product as uncharacterized. Lineage: Eukaryota; Viridiplantae; Streptophyta; Magnoliopsida; Fabales; Fabaceae. The record is from RefSeq and is a predicted model, not a curated record.
CAACCACCUUCAAAAAAUUCCUUUUUCCGGCAACUAUAUAUACAUACACAAUCAACGUUGAACUUCUCGUGGCUUGUUAUUAAAAGUGUAUCAAUGUCUUAAUUUGUUACAUAUAAUUUACAACCAUAUCAUAUACAAUUGCUUCAAGACAAAUGGGUUUGGAGCACAAAACAAAAAUGUUCUUCAAUUUUGCAUCUUCAAUAACUCCAAAAGAGAUUUUCUACCUCUUCACAUACACACUUCUAAGCCUCCUCUUACCUCUCUCAUUUCUUCUUCUAGCUAAGAUUUCUGAAGCACAAUAUUAUCUUCAACGCUUUAGUUUUUGGAAUCAACGAUAUUAUUACUCAUCACCACAACAUUUUCCCUAUGUUUUAACACUAGCGCUUUAUAUCAUCCCUUUUAUUCUCUACUUUAUAUUAAUUAUUAUCACCAUAGUUUCAUUAAUCAAUGCCUUCACCGGAAAAAUUACUAUUUUGAGUGAUUCAUCUUAUUCAAGUACAAAUUUUCAACCUCGUAUAUAUAUUGCAUGGAUUUUACUCUGUGUUUUCCAAGUUUGUGUUGGUUUAGGAAUUGAAGGAAGCAUUUUGGUGGGUUUAUAUGAUUCUGAUUAUAGUUUUGGUGUUGAAAGGAGUUUUUUAAGUAGAGUUGUUUUUUUGUUGGGGUUGCAUGAGACAACAAGAGUAUGGGCUAGAAUGGUGGUGAGGCCUGUUUUGGAUGACACGGUUUUGGGGGGUGUAGUUAGAAAAGAAAGAUGGGUUGAAAGGGUGUGUGUGGCUUUGUGCUUAGGAAGUUUAUGGUGGUGGAAAUUGAGAGAUGAUGUGGAGAAUUUGGUGGUUAUGUGUGAGGCAAAGAAAGAGCAAUUGAUGGAUGUGGGAAUUAAUGAUUUUGUUGGGUGGUGCUUGUAUUAUUUGACUGUAAUAAUUGGGAUGGUAAAGGUUGUUAAGGGUCUUUUGUGGAUCAUGGCAAUGGUUUGUCCUUGUACAAGGGAAAUGGGAAUUUCCUUGGUGGUACCUGGUGACAAUGAUGAUAAAGUAUAAAUUAAAUGAUUUUUUUUUUAGAUCAAGGAUGCCCUUUGUGCAACUCCCAAUAAGGUGCAACUCUAAAGACUAUAUUUCAACUAAAGUAGGAUUACAAUGAAUAACAAAAAUUCGUCUUUGAAAUUUUAAAGUUGUUGUAUUUUUUUUUGGUUGAAUUAAACUCGAGAUUUUUGAUUAAACAUUUCAUUAACCAUCUAACCAAUUC